Salvia miltiorrhiza (redroot sage) is the source of this 1428-nucleotide messenger RNA. Its product is annotated as MADS-box transcription factor 23-like. The coding region runs from base 355 to 1074 and encodes 239 amino acids. Gene Ontology annotation, biological process: positive regulation of transcription by RNA polymerase II. Lineage: Eukaryota; Viridiplantae; Streptophyta; Magnoliopsida; Lamiales; Lamiaceae. Gene Ontology annotation, cellular component: nucleus. The transcript has 9 exons. Gene Ontology annotation, molecular function: DNA-binding transcription factor activity, RNA polymerase II-specific; protein dimerization activity; RNA polymerase II cis-regulatory region sequence-specific DNA binding. The record is from RefSeq and is a predicted model, not a curated record.
UCAUUGUACGAGGAAACCACUGCCUCAUCUUUCUCGAGUAGUAGAAUGUUAAAGCUACUCUCUCUCCCUCGCCAACAUUUGUUUAUGCACCCUCCUUUCUAUAUUAAGCUCCUCCCAUGCCCUACCUUACCUUUACUUUAAUUAAACCAAUUCAUAGUUUAAUCAUUUAGUCCAAAACCGCCCCAACAUUUUUGGUGAAAUAAAUUAAGCGGCUCCAUGUUUUCGAACAGUGGUUUUGCCUUCCUUUGAAAACCGCCUUUCCCACGCCUUACAAUACCAGCUUAAUUAGCUCCUUCCAAAAUAGAACUCUCUCUUUCGUUACUCUUCACUCCAAGCUCGAAUUAAGGAGAGAAAAUGGGGAGAGGGAAGAUUGUGAUUCGUAGGAUUGAUAAUUCGACGAAUAGGCAAGUGACUUUCUCAAAGAGAAGGAAUGGAUUGCUGAAGAAAGCAAGAGAAUUAUCAAUCCUUUGUGAUGCCGAAAUUGGGUUGAUUAUCUUCUCCAGCACAGGAAAGCUCCAUGAUUUUGCAAGCACCAGCAUGAAAUCCAUAAUUGAACGAUACAACAAAGUGAAGGAGGAGCAUUACAAUCUGAUGAAUCCUAUUUCAGAGAUCAAGGUGUGGCAAAGGGAAGCGGAAAACUUGAGGCAACAACUACAGUAUUUGCAAGAAAGCCAUAGGAAGCUUUUGGGAGAAGAACUUGCUGGAUUGAACAUCAGAGACCUCCAAAAUCUGGAAAAUCAACUAGAGAUGAGCUUGAAAGGCGUUCGUGUGAAAAAGGAACAAACUCUGACUACUCAAAUCAACGACUUAAAUCAGAAGGGAAACGUCAUCCAUCAAGAGAAUAUGGAACUUCACAAGAAGAUGAAUCUUGUUGCCAAGGAAAAUGAGGAUUUGAAGAAAAAGGUUUAUGGCCCGGGAAGCACAAGCGAAGAAAACAGGGUUCCCCAGAAUAUGCACAGCAUCAACGAUGGAUAUCCUUUUAUACCUAUUAAUCUUGAGCUAAGCCAGCCACAAAAGCAAACAAAUGGUGCACCAAAAGAUGUGAUGAAUUUCGGGCUUCAACUGCAGCAAUGACACGUUGCACACAGAAGUUGUUUACCAGUUUUAUGCCAAUGUUGUCAUACAAUCCAAAGAGAGAAUGGCUCAAAUGAACUAGAAAUGCUGUGGUUCACAAUAUGGCCAUCCUGAUCAUUAAGAUCAUACGGAAAGACUAGAGAUUUUUAUGUACAUAGUCUCAUGAUCAUUGUAAUAAUGGCUGAAGGCAGAAGCAAUAAAUGUUAAGGUUAGCUCGAGCUAAUAUUGUGGUAAUUGAUGUCGCAGCUGUAGUCCCUAGACUCCCUACUAAUGCUUGUUAGAUAAAGAUAAAACUGAUACACAUGAGACAUGUCCAAAUUGAUGCUUCAGUAAAAUUGAAUAUUAAAAUCACCA